AUGCCUUUACUUGAAUUAGCAAUUAUGAAGGCACCAAAAAUGUUUCAAAAAACUGAACGAUCGAAAUUUUUGAAAGUGUUGCAAGAAUUGGAAAAUAGUACUUGUACUAUGGGACGAAAUGGGACAGAUUUUUGGUAUUUUGCUUAUAAACAAUAUAUGAAUGAUCUUGGAUUCGGUGCUGAACUUUGGGAUAUUUUGCAAAAUAAUAAACAAAUACAUGUCACUUUCUUGCAGCAAUUUGGACAGAAUUUGGAGUCAUUUUUGCUAGCUAAUAACAAAUACUUUUGUGAUAUUUUAUUUGACAAUAAUAAAACAAUGGUAGCGUUUCGAAUGUUUAUGCAAAUGAAGAAUAUGCCAAUUUAUUCAAGCCAAUUUAUCGUGAAAUGUGCCAUGCAAAUCAGGUUCUAA
Molecule: messenger RNA, 408 nt
Organism: Thelazia callipaeda (thelaziosis nematode)
Lineage: Eukaryota; Metazoa; Nematoda; Chromadorea; Rhabditida; Thelaziidae
Source: the annotation of a GenBank genome assembly